AGUAAGACGUCUGUUGCUUCUUUCCUUUCCUCUUUACACGGACUGCUAUCCCUCCUCGCCACGCAGCGAUGCCCAGCGACGGUUCUCCUGUUGACCGGCGCAACGACGUGCGGCGGAGCGGCGGGAGCAAAGCGCACGACACCGACCCGGUCACCGGCCGGUCUGUCUCUUCAUCGAAUGAAGGUGCGUCGGAGGAACCCAACGAUCAUGGACUCACCUACUCGGAGUGCGAGGCGGUGCAGAAGAAAGGCAGCAUGGCGCGCAUCUCCGUCACGGCAGGCGAUGGCGGUGUGCUGGUGCGGUGGGACUCCAACACGGGCGACGUCCUCGUUGCCCCGACCGCCGUCACCGUCGCUGUCGCCGGGGACUGGGUGAGAGCCGCCAGAAUUGUGGCGGAAGGAAACGCACGCGCGGUGCGGUUGAUCAUCCUAAACGCUUCCUUUCGCGUGUACGUGGAUGGGCAGCGUCUGACACGUGUGGGGUCGCCGGUCUUGGUGCGUCCUUCGCAGAAGGUUACCUUCGCCGCCGACCCCACCGUGUACUCGCUCGCUGCUGCCUCCGCAUCGCCGUGCGCCGAGGCUGCCGCUGCUGCAGGGGGGAUGCGGUGCUACGGUCAUCGACCGGUCUUGCUACCGGUAAAGAUGCGCGGGCAGCAGGCGAAGCCGCACGCACCGUCCGCGUCACCGCUCCCGCGUGUGCCGUCAGCUGAAGCGCAGCAGACGGCCUUUCUGUCUCUCUCGGGCACCUCUAUCGCCAGCACGGGCGAUGUCGCCGCUCAACCUCCGCUCGGUGGGCGCGACGCGUGGAUGACCGGCGAACUCGUCCUUCCGAUGGGGCCAGCGGAGCCGCACCUUCUUCGGAGGCAUUCCUCUGUGCGCAUCAAGACGAAUGCGGAGCAGCAGGACUGCCAUCAUGACACUCACGAACCGGAUGUCUCUCCUCACGGUGCUGCGCAGACUUCCGUAGCGGACAGCACCGCGUCCAGUGCUGCCGCAUGCGGAACUGCCGAGGUGCUUUACGUCAGUGGGGCAGGGGCGGAGGGGCCGACGGGCGUCACCGACUUGCUGACGGAGGCGAGCCCGGACGGGGAGAGACGCACGUCAGACGUGAUCGAGUCGAAGCUGAACGCAAGCAGAAACGGGCACACCACGAAUGGUAAAGACAGGUUGGGUGCAUCCCCGCUGCGGUCACACCACGACGUGCGGAAGAGGACUGCUCCCUCAGCCCCGGUGGUACAAAAGGGGCGGCAGCGGCAGCAAACGGCGCAGCUCCUCCAUGCGUUUUUUACGUGGGGGCAGGUCGCCACGGUGGCCUCGCCAGACUGGAAGACGCUGUACGGCCUUUGGAGCGACGACCCAAAUAGAGUCCCUACAGAGACAUCGGACUCGGAGAGCUCCAGCGACGCCUUUGCCGCAGCGAUGCAGUCACGCCGGAAGUGCCGAAAGCAGAGCACGCCGCCUCGCGCAGAACGACCGAAUCGACAGAGGACAGUCCAAAACGGACUGGCGGCUCGUGCUGCUCCGGUCAGAGGGCGGCCGACACCCCCAGCGGCCGCGGCGGCUGCCGAUGCUCACCGUUUUACCAUUGGGAGCUAUUGUGCACGCUGGCUCCGCGGUGUGGACGGCCCCGUCUUCAUCACACCGGACAGGCGCACGACACGCCGUAAUCCCACGCACAGCGCGAUCGCGCCGGGUGACUGGAUGAACAGAAUGGGGAGUGCGUUGAAGGAGAAGCUGCGGCUCAAGCAGCGUGUGGCGGCGGUGCCGUUUGUCGUGGAGACGUUCGGCGGCACCCAUCGCUACCGCCCGCUGGCGACCAAGUCUGCCGUGGUCUCUCGAGACUCGGGCGACGACGGGGGAGGCGAGCUCGAUCGAAGACGAGAAGCGGUUUUCGAGUUCACAGAACAGACGAGAAAGGGGUGCGUGGAGGAGGGCCCGUGGGGCUAUCCUCCUGUCGCACGUGAACUUGUCACGCGGCACACAGGCGCUGUCCUCCACAGUGCGAUGCGCUUUUUGCCGGAGAGCACGACGGGGGCGAGAAAGGCAAGCUUUCUGCACGAUGCGCUGUGCCGCACGUACGAUGCCGCGACGGAUCAAUUUACCUACCUGUCCUUCCCGGGCCUACCCGAUCUUCUCUACACCGCGUUUAUGGCGGUCAGCGAAGAGCUCAUGGCCACGCUCGAGGCCGGCCGGCCAGUGCGGCGGCUGGCUUCCCCGCUUCUCUGCGGUGGCGAUCUCUUUGGCAGCUUCAAAGACUUACUACAGGUACUCGGCAGCGUGGCCCACUUUACCCACUGGUCCAUGAUGCACCACCCCCUGGUGCUGCUGGGCAACUACGUGGACCUGGGUUGGCACAGCGUGGAGGUGAUGCUGCUGCUGUGCAGUUGGGCCUGCCUGCAGCCAUCGAAGGUGCACCUCCUGCGCGGCCCGCAUGAGGACCCGCUGGUAAACGGCGACUACAGGCGGCUGGGCAAGCGCUGCUUGCGGUACAAGUGUCGACAGCGCUUCGGCGCACGCAAGGGCGUAGCGCUGUGGGCGCGCUUUAACCGUAUUUUCGCUUUGCUGCCCAUCGCGGCGGUAGUGGACGGCAACGUGUUUGUCGUGCACGGCGGCGUGCCGAGGCUGCUGCCCUCCCCCGUGGAAGGCGACGCGGAAGCGCAUGAAGGUCGAUGCAACAGCGGAAAAGACGCUGUAGGACAUCGCAUGCGGGCACGGCCGGGAGGAGCUCUCUACAGUAACUCGUCGGGGGUGCCCACGCCCACCACCACGGCGACGGAGUCUGCGUGGAACACGUCCUCGCGCCACGCCGACCCACCGUGGAACUCCUCCGUCUUCUCGUUGGCGUCGCCCAGCCUUGGUGGCUCGUGGCGGCCACCAAGCGCGGUACAGAUUUUUCCUGCAUCAGCUGAAGACGUUUACUGCGGCUCCGCGACAGACGGCCACGAGGUGCAGCGGGGUGGAGCGAAGGGCGUGCACGGCGGCGCUCCUCGUCAUCACGCAAAGCGAAGCGUCCCUGCUGGACGCUGCGGCCGUUCUGCCGCCGUCGCCGGUGGCCCUGCUUCUGGAGCGACCGAAGAGAAGAGGAUGGCGCUGCAGCCCACCACCGCGACCUCUGACGUGGACGCAUUUGUGGAGCGCAGGAACACCUCGUCGUUCUCCGAUGGCGAGGGUUCCGCCGAGACCACGCCGCAGUCCUCUAACACACCGUUCAAAGUCGUUUCUGGUGUGGCCGCUUCCGGCUACGCUCCCCUCACUGGGCCGCCCACGGAGGACUUCUCUUACUUUGAGGCCUGUGCUCGCGCCCGCAGCAGUCGAGCGCACACCCCGCUGGUGCAUCUCUGCAGCGGCAGCUACGCAGCAACGGCGCUGUCGAAUGACGCACCGUCAGCGUUGGUGUUUGAUACAACGGUCUCCGAGGUGGCCGCGAGAGUGAGGGAGGACUCUGCUGCGGAAACAUCAACGUCGACGGCUGAAGCCAUAACGGCCACUACGUCAUCCGCAACCGCUAUCGCCGCUCGCAGAGACCCGCACAGGGCGGAGUCAUCGUCCGCUGAGGAUGCGGCUGUCAAGCAGCAACGCCAUCCGCCCGACACACCGCAGACGCAACGCGGGGCGCCGACGGAGGCCGACUUUGAGAAGCUGCUGCUGUCGGCGAGCAUGCGUGACUUCAGCUUCCCGAGCCUCCAGCCAGACAAGAAGCCGCCUGACAGCAACAGCGAACUGGGCGAGUGUGAGUCGAUGAACGACGAAAGGGACGCACGUCGCUGCCGACUGAUUCGCGAGCUCAUCUGGAAUCGCCCCCGUGAUGCCGCAUCGAAGCUGUGCGAGACCGCGGAGGAGGUGACAGUCGUGAAGGGUGUUGUGCAACCGCGCUGGUGGUCGCCGCGAGAGGUGUGGUGCUGCUGCGCAUGUCCAUCGGCAACUGGGGCGCACCGCUGCUGCGGCAUCUUUGGCAGCGGGGGGCUGGUACACUUUCUACAUCGCUUUAGCUUCUCCCUGCUGGUGCGUGGCGCUCCGGAGGACACGUCCAACAUGCACGGCGCGCUGCUCGCUGAAGAAGGUCGUCUGCUCUCCUUGCUGACGUGUACGCGACUCUGCAAGAGGCUUACGCAGGCGGCUGCCUGUGUGUUGCUGCCCACUACUUUUCAGCUGGCCACGUGGGGCGCACAGGAGCUGGCGGGCUCAUUCGAGCAAGUAUCGUUCCGUGACCCUGCUCAAUUUCAUGGCCCACGUGAAGAGAGGGAGCAGUCUCGCUGCUUCAUACACGAACAGGUUGACGCACGCAUGAAGGAUGAAGAGCAAGUCGAGCCACAUGAUCGGUGGGGUGUUGUCUCCGCCUGCGCUGAAGUCCAGCGCCAGCGGAUCCUGAAGAAGCGCGUUGAAAGGGAGCAAUAA
Molecule: messenger RNA, 4394 nt
Organism: Leptomonas pyrrhocoris
Lineage: Eukaryota; Euglenozoa; Kinetoplastea; Trypanosomatida; Trypanosomatidae
Product: putative protein phosphatase
Exons: 1
Coding region: 69-4394 (1441 amino acids)
Cellular component (GO): cytoplasm; nucleus
Molecular function (GO): protein serine/threonine phosphatase activity
Source: RefSeq, a predicted model, not a curated record